This is a messenger RNA of Jatropha curcas, 2288 nucleotides long. It is a transcript of the gene SWA1, whose product is annotated as transducin family protein / WD-40 repeat family protein. Gene Ontology annotation, cellular component: nucleolus. The record is from RefSeq and is a predicted model, not a curated record. Gene Ontology annotation, molecular function: protein binding. Gene Ontology annotation, biological process: rRNA processing; positive regulation of transcription by RNA polymerase I. Lineage: Eukaryota; Viridiplantae; Streptophyta; Magnoliopsida; Malpighiales; Euphorbiaceae.
AUAAAACCCUGUUUCAAGCCAAGCAUUUGUGCUCUUCGUUUACAGAGUUAGCUAAAACCCUAAAACGAACCAGUCUAAGCUCCACCGCCAUCAAUGGCAGAUCAACACCAACAAACCACCACCAUCUCCAAAACAUUUCCUGUAAAAGCUAAACUAAAACCCAAACCAAGAACUCCAUCUAAAACACCAGAAUCCAAAUAUUGGUCCUCCUUCAAAUCCCACGAAAUCCAAAACCUGAUCUCUUCGAUACCUUCAAUAGCUUUCUCUCCUGUAUCUUCCUCUCAUCUCUUUGCUGCCGCCAAUUCGACCUCCGUCACUCUCUUCUCCUCUCAAACCUUCUCUCCUACCUCCUCUAUCUCCUCCUUUAGGGACGUAGUUUCUUCUUGCUCGUUCCGCUCCGAUGGGUCUCUUAUCGCCGCCUCGGAUCUUUCUGGUCUUGUCCAGGUCUUCGAUGUCAAGACUCGCACUGCACUUCGUCGGCUUCGGUCCCACACUCGUCCGGCCAGGUUUGUUAAGUACCCAAUUCUUGAUAAGCUCCAUUUAGUAUCUGGCGGCGAUGAUGCCAUUGUUAAGUAUUGGGAUGUUGCAGGAGAGAUUGUUGUUUUAGAUUUGUUGGGUCAUAAAGAUUAUGUUAGGUGCGGAGAUUGCUCUCCAGUUAACGGAGAAAUGUUUGUUACUGGGUCUUAUGAUCAUACUGUUAAGUUGUGGGAUGUAAGAGUAGAGAAUAAAAAAUCAGUAGUUGAAGUAAAUCAUGGAAAUCCAAUAGAAGAUGUAAUGUUUUUGCCUUCUGGUGGAAUGAUUGCAACUGCAGGAGGGAAUACUGUAAAAAUAUGGGAUUUGAUUGGAGGAGGGAAAUUGGUGUAUUCAUUGGAGAGCCAUAACAAGACAGUAACAUCUAUUUGUGUAGGGAACAUAAUGGGAAAAGAAAAUGGAGAAGAAACAAUGCAAUAUAGGAUUAUGAGUGUAGGUUUAGACGGGUACAUGAAAGUGUUUGAUUAUGCCUCAAUGAAAGUUACUCAUUCAAUGAAGUUUCCUGCUCCACUUAUGUCAAUAGGGUUUUCGCCCAAUUGUAUGGCAAGAGCUAUAGGAACUUCGAAUGGGAUAAUCUUUGGUGGGAAAAGGAAGUUGAAGGAGAAUGAAGAAGAAGAAAGAGGAUUAAGGUUAGGUGAUUUUACAGGGUUAGGAAACGUAGAGAAGCCGAGAAGGCAGGUAUUGAGGCCGAAUUAUUUUAGGUACUUCUACAGAAGUCAAGGAGAAAAACCAAAUGAGAGUGAUCAUUUGAUAAUGAAAGGAAAGAAGGUGAAAUUGACAGAGCAUGAUAAGUUGUUGAAGAAAUUUAGGCAUAAAGAAGCUUUAGUUUCUGUAUUACACGGUAAAAAUCCAGAGAAUGUGGUACCUGUAAUGGAGGAAUUGAUAGCAAGAAGAAAGUUAUUAAAAUGUGUCUUGAAUUUGGAUCAAGAAGAGCUUGGAUUGUUAUUAGGUUUCUUGCAAAAGUACUCAACUUUGCCCAGAUAUUCUAGUUUGUUGAUGGGCUUGGCAAGAAAAGUACUUGAAAUAAGAAGUGACGACAUUAGAGCUUAUGAUGGAUUGCAAGAUCAUAUUAGAAAUAUGAAACGCUCAGCGGAAGAAGAAAUUAGAAUUCAACAGUCGUUACAGGAGAUACAGGGUAUAAUUUCUCCUUUGUUGAGGAUUGCUGGAAGAAGAUAAAGAUGAUAGCAUAUUUGUGUUGUAAGAAAUUAAGCAUUUAAUUUCAGAGAAUCAUGUGUACCUAUGUGGUCCGGCUGUUCACCUCUCGGAAAGGUUUUGCUUAUUUGAUUCAAAGGGCACUACUAAACUACUGUAGUACAGCUACUAACCAAUCAUGGAGCUACCAGACUCCAGAUCACUAAAAGGAACAGAAGACUUUAGCAAGCCACCCAAUGUAUAAGGACUUGUUUGCAAUUUUCCAGGGACCUAUCCGUAAUUUCCACCUAAGCAAGAUACGUUUGACCCAACGUUAGGAUUACUUGGAGAUAUCUUCUCUGUAUAUCUCGCUUGGGUGGUUGAGCUUAACAGGAUCUAUCCCUGGCUAUAAAACUCCAUCCCCAUUCAUUUUUAUUGACUGAGGUUUAGUAUUGUAAGCAUUACAAAUUUUAUACAAAAAACAGUUCCAGCUCAGUUAUUAUUAUAUUUCUGAUUGAAUUCCCUUUCUAUUUAAUUUGACAACCAUCACUAUGUAGUAUAACAACCUAACUGUUUUUACUGUUUUUGCUUUUUUCUGUAUGGAACUGAGGCAUUUGAGAGGCUUA